AUUUCUACGGAUCGGUUGGCGCCGCGCCAUGUGGACAAAGCCGCCACCGGAAGUGUCUUGCGUGUCAAGCAGCGUGGAGUCCUUCUACCGGGGCGCUGUGGCAGGUGGCGUAUUCGGCUUGGUCUUUGGACCAGAGACGGGGAUGGGUCUUAUGGCCCAUUUGAUGGCACCCUUUCGGCCUGCUCUAUUGGCAGGUUCUUGGUGUCUUCUGACCUCAUUCUCUUCCUGCGCUCUGUCUCGGGAUGGACUUCCUUUCCCUUGGAACGGUGCCGUUUCGGGUCUCUUCUCAGGAGCUGUGAUCAGCCUGGUCAGCCGCUGGCCACGGGAGUCGACGGCCUGGACUAUGGCUGGAAGCUCCAUCCUCAGUGUCUUGUCUCACUAUGCCACCGAAGGACAGAAUGUCAAGGCCACCAGGAUCUUUACGCCAAAGUCAAUCGACGAUUCCGAGCGUGCUCAGGAGCUUGGGCAGUGA
This is a messenger RNA of Cladocopium goreaui, 472 nucleotides long. The record is from the annotation of a GenBank genome assembly. Lineage: Eukaryota; Dinophyceae; Suessiales; Symbiodiniaceae.